GCCAGUGCGAAUGUGUGUGAGUAAAUUACUUUAAGCAUCUAGGUGCGUGAAAAGGAAUUCUAAUGAAACUGAUGCCUUCGAUUUGAUAAAAACGAAUUGCCCUGCCAAAAGCGUAGGCGAAGCAGUAGUUGGUAUAAAGGUUCAUGUAAUUUCUCUUCAAGUUAUCAGUGUUUGUACGGCACUGAACGGAGAGGUUUAGAGGGCAACUGAAGCUGUGUUUCUGUACCGCGAGUGAUCUGCUUGCAACAUUUGGAAGCGUUUCGGAAGGUGUUACGAAAAUGUCGAGUGGAAAAGGCAAGAUGGUGCUGCUGCUGGCAGUGAUUGUUGCAGCGGCCCUGAAAACAACUGUGGCCCAGGACUACUGCAAACCCGAUCUGUGCGAUCCGGGCAAUGAUCAUAUUGGGUGCAACAACCCGGGAGGCUUCACCAGCAACUGUCCGUCCGGGGCCAAGGUGAUCAAGAUGACCGACGAGCUGAAGAAGAUCAUCCUAGACGAGCACAACAAGUAUCGUAGCACCGUCGCCACCGGUGGCUUGAAGUGGCUGCCGAAGGCCAAGCAGAUGACCACGAUGACCUGGGACGACGAGCUGGCCAAGUUGGCCAAGCUGAAUGCAAAUCGGUGCGUGCAGAAGCAUGACGACUGCCACAACACUGCCAAGCAUCGGUACUCGGGCCAGAACCUGAAUCAUAUCAUGACCACCGCACCAUCGAUCGACAACAUCCCGCAGGUGAUCAAGGACCUGAUCUCGUCCUGGUGGGAUGAGCGUUUCGAUGUGAACUCGCGCAUGGUUAAGGCCAUGUACGAUCCGGGCAGACACACCAUGAUCUUCCACUUUGCCGUGAUGGCCGCGGAUAAGGCGAACAAGAUCGGAUGCGCCAUCAGCCAGUGGCCGGAGAAUGGCAACCCUUACAUGUAUCUGGUGUGCAACUAUUCCUUCACGGAUAUUGUCGGUCUGCCGAUGUACGCUCAGGGUGAACCGUGCUCUGGUUGUACCAAGGGCUGCAACUCCGCCUACGAAGGACUCUGCAACCCAGACGAACCAGUCUCGGUGCCGUACUAAUUGACACUGGCCAUACUGCCAGGCUAUAUCAAGGAACGGCGCGACAAUCACGAUCAAAUAUCUGCUCCAUAUUUUAUGGCAGCUCAAUAAAGGCAUAAUCAUUCAUCAGCACAUAA
Messenger RNA from Anopheles gambiae (African malaria mosquito), 1177 nucleotides. RefSeq names its product antigen 5 like allergen Cul n 1. The record is from RefSeq and is a predicted model, not a curated record. Lineage: Eukaryota; Metazoa; Arthropoda; Insecta; Diptera; Culicidae. The coding region runs from base 279 to 1061 and encodes 260 amino acids. The transcript has 3 exons.